GGUGGUCCGUGUGGGAUCAUUGUAUUCUUCCUCCCUGUAUCUUCGCUCGUUCGCCACUCUGUUUCAGUGAGAAAAAACCAGCUCCCACGCGCGCAUCCGUCGACCCGCUGCCCCGGCGUCCCCCUCGCCGGCCCGAUGGCCAACCCGCGCCUCCUCCUCCGCAGGAUCCUCUGCGUCGCCGCCGCCGCCGCCUUCCUCUCUGCCCCCGUCUUCGCCAUCCGGAAGGACAUUGGUUUUGCUGCACCCAUCAUAUGCAGGACAACUGUUCAAGGACGGCAUUUGAUAUCAGAUGAUAACGGUUAUGUAUGUUCUGCCCUUUCGAUUGAUCCAUGGUCUCGCUGCUGCCCACAAACAGGAGAACGCUUCUCCUGUCAGGGCUGCAACCUUGAUUCGCAGUGCUGCAACUCUUACGAGUAUUGUGUUUCUUGCUGCUUGAAUCCUUCUAUGACCAAGGAAGCAGAUGUUCUGAAGUUGAAGGUAGCUAAGCCAGUCACUGCUGGAACUUACGCCAAUAUCUUCGAUUUCUGCAUGGGAAGAUGCCGCCAUAGUUCUGCAAGCGUGGUCCAUGAAAAUGCAUAUUUGAGUGAUUUCCAUCAUUGCUUUCUGGUGCAGCAAAAUUCAUCGGCAGGAUCAACUGAAUCUAAUUUUGGAUCAAGGUUGGAUGGCAUUAACGUCAUUUUGGGAAGGCAGGGGGAAUCAUGUAGUUCUGCAUGCAGAGCAAAAGGACAAUCAUGUGUUCCAAGCAGGCUUUCUGAGUUGAACAAAUGUCAGAUUUUGCAGAAAUAUAUGAGAUGCAAAAAUGGUUGCUUUCCCAGUCUUGGGCCCGAUCAACCUGCCGAAGUUGUAGACGAAGCUCCAAAAAAUUUGAAUCCUGGAGCGUGCUUGUACAUGCAGAUGGAUGACCGCCUCACCUGUGAUGGCUCACAUCAACAUACCCGGAGGCUCUGCCCUUGUGCAUGAAACGGGAAAAAAUAGCGUCAAUAGUAAGAAAGUCACUUGCCAGGAAACAAGCGGAGGUAAUCCGCCGAAAGCUGACGGCUCAAAAUGGCAUGGCCAUUUCUGCACCGAGUUUCCAAAUGGCGUAUCGCAUAAGAACAUAUUUUCGCUUUGUCCUGCGCAUGCAGUUCAUCUUUUGCAUGUCCAGAUGCAAUCAUCCUUGUCCAGAACAAGCAGCUUCUCAAACACUUAUCUUUAUAAUAUAUAUGGUCACAAAUUUGCAUGCA
Messenger RNA from Triticum urartu, 1223 nucleotides. Its product is annotated as glycosyltransferase family protein. Gene Ontology annotation, biological process: positive regulation of SREBP signaling pathway. Lineage: Eukaryota; Viridiplantae; Streptophyta; Magnoliopsida; Poales; Poaceae. The record is from RefSeq and is a predicted model, not a curated record.